Messenger RNA from Ruditapes philippinarum (Manila clam), 1976 nucleotides. RefSeq names its product hemicentin-2-like. Gene Ontology annotation, biological process: cell-cell adhesion. Gene Ontology annotation, cellular component: cell-cell junction. The record is from RefSeq and is a predicted model, not a curated record. Gene Ontology annotation, molecular function: cell adhesion molecule binding. NCBI's taxonomy places the organism in Eukaryota, Metazoa, Mollusca, Bivalvia, Venerida, Veneridae.
AUGAUAUUUUCUGAGUCAGAUUCUCCACUUGUCACUAUACAAGGACAACAGUACACAUUAAAUGAAGGGGAGAAUAAACAGUUUGCCUGUACAGUAGAUAGUAAACCGAUAUCAAAGAUAACUUGGUACCAUGAAGUCAGCCUGAUAUCUCAAGAAACACCAACAAGUGGUAUCUCGAGACUCAGUUUUACACCAAUCAACAGAACACACUAUGGUAGUUAUUCGUGUAAAGCAGAUAAUGGAAUAGAAACAGAACAACAGGAUCAGAUUUCCAUUACUGUAAAAUUUAAACCUCUUACAACUACCAUAACUGGAAACAACAACAUUAUUGCCAAUGGAAAAACAACAUUAACGUUAGACUGCACGUCUGGAAGUUCUAACCCAAUAUCUGACAUCACAUGGACAAUAAACAAUGUUAUUACACAGGCAACACAGAAUUUGUCAAAUCAGAGUGGAGAAUAUGGUGGUAUUAAACGUCGACAGAGAUUAAUACUGACUCCAACACGCGACAAUGAUGGUGAUAUUAUUUCAUGUGAAGCUAAAAAUACUUUAGGGACAUCUAAUAGAAAUGAAGAAACUUUGGAUCUUAGAUACCGCCCAUUAAUUAAGCCAAUGUCAGAUGUUAUUGUUGUUGAAGGAAAUAACACUGAGCUAAUAUGUGCUGCAUCUAGUAAACCAGCUUCAACAUUCAAAUGGUACAAACAAGGACAAGAAGACCAGAUCUUACAUCAAGGAACUGGGACAAUGGAGAAUAAUAAAUUAUCAUAUCCUUUAACAAAUGUGAGAAGAGGUGAUGCUGCAACAUAUACAUGUAAUGCCAAUAAUGGAAUAGAAAAGGCUGACAGCAAAAAUGUUCUCCUAACAGUAUAUUAUCCUCCAGAUGUCUCAGCAACAACAACAAACACAACAAUCAAUGCUGAAAAAGUCAUUGUUACAUGUAACGCACAUGGUGUACCAGACACUAGUUAUACAUAUGGUAAAUGGGUUCAAACUUGGCCAGGAUACGAUACACCUAUAUCAGAACAUAGUGGAAGUGAGAGACUAGAGCUUACAGGUUUAACAUAUGAACACUCUGGAAUAUACACAUGUACAGCUAGUAAUGGCAUUAGAGUAUUUGGCACAAACCAGGAAUAUAAGGAAGGAUCAGUACAUUUGGUUGUGAAAUCAUAUCCAAUCAUAACCAAUUUUAGUGAAAUAACAUCAUCAAAGCUUAUGGAAAAUGCCACUAAUGACGUUUACUAUUUCUCAAAUGUGGCAGGAUCUAAUGUUACAAUUUAUAGAAAUGUGAAUGGAUCAAGGCAGGAAGAUGUUAAAUAUAGUGUAACAGAGACAAAUACACAAGUUAAUUUAAAAGUUUUUGGACAUUCCAUUAAAACAGCAGGAGUUCGUGCGAGACUUUCAAUACAUGUACAAACAAAAGAUGCCAUUGGAAGCUAUGAUGUUGUUGUGUCAAACGAAAUAAACUCUACUGUACGGUCAUUUGAAAUAGUGGCUAAAGGGCCACCGACUUUACCUUUUAACCUUACAAUUGACAAUGUGAAUUUCAAUGAGGCCCGUUUGUCAUGGCGACGAGGAUACCAUGGAGGCUUUCCCCAAACUUUUGUGAUUAAGCUUAGUACAGACCAAAAAUCAUGGAAAGAUGUUGAAGUAUUUGAUGGAAAAACUGAAUCAGAUGAAAUGAUUUCUAAACGGCUGUCAGGUUUAAGUCCUUCAACAACAUAUUUUGUUCGGAUGUACUCUUUCAAUCGAGAAGGAAAUAGCACUGCAACAAGCAGCCUUAAUUACACUACAUCUUCAAAAAUAGAAACAAAAGGACUCAACAUAGGAGCUAUAAUUGGAGGGGCUGCAGGUGGAAGUGCUGCUUUAAUAACUAUUUUAGUAUUUGUACUCCUGAUGCGAAGAGGAACCUUUGCUAAAUGCAAAGCAAAGGGUCAUGAUGGAAAGAGUGAUAGAAAACCUGUUUAUGAGGAUGAAGA